AUGCCGGAUAUCGCCAAGUCCGACAUCUCACCCUUCCUGGACCGCGACAAGAUGUUCAACGACCUUUGGUGGUUGAACUACUGCUUCUGUGAAGGUGUGGGUAUCGGAGCCGUGGGAAAUCCGUUCUGCGGAGGUGAGGCAGUAAACAUUUGUCUUCACUCCCGGUGCGAGAUGACGGAUGUCGGAGAUCCCUUCUGCUCUUCGAUGCGGGUGUGCCUGUGCAUCACGGACCAGUGCUCCUUGCCCCCGGCUCAAGGCUCACCGAUUUGUGUGUGCUUCAACAAGAAGCUGGCGGGCGGUGAUGGAUGGAGCGGACAGGAGCUCUUUGAUUGGUCCACCGGCUUUGGAGACACCUUCUGGGUCUACUACAUCUUCUGUCUGGGGUGUGGUGUGACCGCACCUUCGGCCAACGGCCGACCCUUGUUUGCUGCGCAGUUCAAAGAGUUGUGCAUCAAGGGCGGCACCAAGCUGGCGACUCCCAUGGAGGGAGGCAAGUUGUGCUCAGCCGUCAGCACUCGCCUUUGCUUCUGGGAGCAAUGCGCCAUGCCUCCUGCUGAGGGCUCUCCAAUGUUCGUGUGCUUCAACCUGCUGAACCCCAAGACUGGAGCUAAGCCGCUCGCCUACGGAGGAUGA
This is a messenger RNA of Effrenium voratum, 633 nucleotides long. Lineage: Eukaryota; Dinophyceae; Suessiales; Symbiodiniaceae. The record is from the annotation of a GenBank genome assembly.